Molecule: messenger RNA, 675 nt
Organism: Aspergillus versicolor CBS 583.65
Lineage: Eukaryota; Fungi; Ascomycota; Eurotiomycetes; Eurotiales; Aspergillaceae
Exons: 1
Coding region: 1-675 (224 amino acids)
Source: RefSeq, a predicted model, not a curated record
AUGCAGAAUCUGCGGUGCCUUGACUUUAGCAAUGACAGUUUUAACAGCCCAUCGGGGCGCCCUCCAGUACAGACCGAGAUAUUCAGGGAGUUGCAGCAAGCUAGAAAGUUGGAAAGACUGAGGCUAGAAGCAGUUGGUAUAGUCAAAACCAAAUCUCUGGAACUUAUCCCUUUAACGGCCCCGUUGCGCGUGUUGGAGAUCACCUUUACUACAUUCCGGGCAGUUGAUCUAUUCGCAAUCGGCAACUUCGUGGGUACAUUUGAGAGCCCUGAGGCUGAUCAAGGUGUGGAUCAGUGUUGGGUAUGGGAAGACGUCUUUAAUGUCAUCCUGUCCUCGCCCUCGCUCACCAAAUUGUAUAUUUGCAACGGCUGGGGAUACCACCCUAAGCAGAGGACUGGCGUUGCAGACAAGCCGUAUGAUCGAGAUAUUAUUGCAUACAAUAUAUGCAUGGACCAAGUGUAUCGGAAUAGGGAGCACCUCGGGCGUCGAGGACGCGCUGAAAAUGAUGAUAACUACCCCCAGAUUGACCACCAGGAUCGCUGCGUGUCUUUCAAAUCGGCGGAGAGUAUGUGCAUAGCACAGGGAGUGCAUUACGGCGUGUUCCCGCGGAGAUUCAAUCAGUCCCUUUCAUUCAAGUCAAUGGACAGAGUUGCUGAGUGCUUUUGUGGGGAUUGA